Messenger RNA from Arctia plantaginis, 513 nucleotides. The record is from the annotation of a GenBank genome assembly. Lineage: Eukaryota; Metazoa; Arthropoda; Insecta; Lepidoptera; Erebidae.
AUGAACGCUAUUCGGACUAUCUGGCGAGCUGCGCCAGUGGUCUGGAGACCUACUUCUUUCAACUGCACAAUGCGACCACUAUCAACAGCUCCAGUGACUAUUCAGAAACCUACUGAACAGGUCCCAACUACAAUAGAACUAGACAAGUUAUAUAAAAGAGUCGAGUUAGAGAUGCGAGGGAUUGAUCCUGCGGUACUUUUAAGUUAUUCCUGGUUCUGUGUUGCAGCCGCAUCACAUUUGGGAAUCGAAGUCACAAAGAGUUGGGCACUAAGAAAAGCAGAAAAGGAAAGGCAUACUUUACUCAGAGCUGUCCACAUUUAUAAGAAGCACAGAGUACAAUACGAAAUUCGGACAUACUUUAGAUUUGUACACUUGCAAAGACUGACAGGAUCCACUUGUGAUACAUACCUUGAAUAUAUUGAGAGGAAUCUACCUGAAGGUUGUGCUCUAAAAGUCACUAAAAUUGAAUGUCAAAAACUGCCAGAACAUAUUACACCACCUGAUAAUGAAUAA